Messenger RNA from Nerophis lumbriciformis (worm pipefish), 934 nucleotides. Its product is annotated as histone H2B-like. Gene Ontology annotation, cellular component: nucleosome. The record is from RefSeq and is a predicted model, not a curated record. NCBI's taxonomy places the organism in Eukaryota, Metazoa, Chordata, Actinopteri, Syngnathiformes, Syngnathidae. Gene Ontology annotation, molecular function: DNA binding; structural constituent of chromatin; protein heterodimerization activity.
CUCCCAGUGCGAAACCAUUUCAGCCAAUCAGCAAACGGCGUUGUCACAGUUAAAUUUGCAUGACGUUACUACAAGAUCACAACAUGCGUCCUUCAGGGUCAUUAGCUUGACGAACUCUAGUCACAAUGCCUGAGCCACAAGCAAAGUCUGCGCCCAAGAAGGGCUCUAAGAAAGCCGUCACUAAGGCACCCGGCAAGGGCAAAGGAAAGAGAAGAAAGGCCAGGAAGGAGAGCUAUGCCAUCUACGUGUACAAGGUGCUGAAGCAGGUCCACCCUGACACCGGCAUCUCGUCCAAGGCCAUGAGCAUCAUGAACUCCUUUGUCAACGACAUCUUCGAGCGCAUCGCGACUGAGGCUUCUCGUCUGGCUCACUACAACAAGAGAUCCACCAUCUCUUCUAGGGAGAUCCAGACUGCCGUGCGUCUCCUGUUGCCUGGUGAGCUGGCUAAGCAUGCUGUGUCUGAGGGCACCAAGGCUGUCACCAAGUACACCAGCUCCAAGUAAAUUGCUCUCUCAAUUUACACAACCAACGGCUCUUUUAAGAGCCACACACUUUUACAAAAGACUAAUUCCUGCACAAUGUGUGACUGAUUAUUGUUCACUUUAUGGAAAUUCACAGUUAAAGUGUGUACAAUUGACUCAUGUGCCUGUUAGAGUGUCACAAUCCAGGUGUAGUAAUGGCCGUUUAUCACAUCCAGGGUGGUUCAGCAUUCUCUAGAGUUUUGAUUAUUUCAUUCGGUGACAGCUCAGAAAAAACGCUCUUCUGCAUAAAUCUGUAAACUCAUAGUAUGGGCAUUUUAAUAAUACCGUCAAAAUGCACAAUGGGCAUGAGUAAAAUGCAUGUGUGUGUAUAGACAAAUUAAGCCCCUGGAAUUAUAAUCUAAACAUGUCAAUUAUCAAUACCAUUCUAUCAAAGUUUGUCUAUAUCUAAAUUU